AUUUAAAUAUCACCUUUAUUAUCUGUCUUGCUUUUGGCCUCUAAGCCUGGGCUCUCCUGUAAAGGGUCCAGAUAACCAGGACACUUUUCAAUAUAAGCCCAAAUGCAGAGAUGGAAGAAGAGGGCUGCGCCAAUGACGAUCACAUAGAAAUUUGUACCUCGAAACUUUCAGGAAGCAAAAAGAAGAAAAAAAGAAAGAAGAGAUUGUGGAUCAAUCUCACCAACUGUAAAUAUGAAAGUGUGCGUCGUGCUGCCCGCAGAUAUGGUCUGCGAGAGGUCGGGGAAGGAGAAGACUGGAGCUUAUUUUGGACUGAUUUGUCAGUCUCUCUGGAUAGAGUCAUGGAAAUGAAGCGAUAUCAGAAAAUCAACCAUUUUCCAGGAAUGAAUGAGAUAUGUAGGAAAGAUCUCCUUGCACGAAACCUGAACCGUAUGUCGAAGCUCUUUCCAAAAGACUAUAGCAUCUUUCCCCGUACUUGGUGCCUUCCUGCAGAUUACAGUGAUUUUCUAGCUUAUGCAAGAGCCAAAAAGCAUAAAACAUAUAUUUGCAAACCAGAAUCAGGUUGCCAAGGACGUGGUAUAUUUCUCACCAAGUCCAACAAAGAUAUCCGACCAGGUGAACACAUGAUUUGCCAGGUGUACAUUUCUAAGCCAUUUUUAAUUGAUGGAUUCAAGUUUGACUUGCGCAUUUAUGUGUUGGUGACUAGCUGCGAUCCCUUCCGCAUCUUUGUGUACAAUGAGGGACUGGCUCGUUUCUGCACGAACCAGUAUAGUGAGCCCACCCAUAACACUAUGGAUGAUGUCUGCAUGCACCUGACCAACUAUGCCAUCAACAAGCACAGUGAGAAUUUUGUACAUGAUGACGACCAGGGAAGCAAACGGACGCUCUCAGCCUUCAACAAGUGUCUGGAGUCAAUGAGAUAUGACCCACAGAAGGUGUGGGCAGAUAUUGAUGAUGUAAUUAUUAAGACCCUUAUCUCAGCUUAUGCUGUUCUCAAUCACAACUACCACACCUGCUUUCCCACCCAUACAGCAGGCAAUGCCUGCUUUGAGAUCCUGGGCUUUGAUGUUUUGCUGGACCACCGACUCAAGCCCUGGCUACUAGAGGUCAAUCAUUCUCCCAGCUUCACCACCGACUCUAAUUUGGACCAUGAGGUAAAGGACAGCUUGCUGUAUGACACGCUGGUGCUGAUUAACCUGGGGACAUGUGAUCGCAAGAAGAUCACAGAAGAGGAGAAACGUAGGGUGAAAGAGCGACUUCAACAGAAUCGCUCCAGAGAGGCCAGGAAUGAGGAACAUCGCCAGGCAGAGGCUGUCCGUAUGGAGCAGAUGCAGAGAUAUGAAGCCAAUCACCUUGGGGGAUUCCGUCCAAUCUACCCAACAGUGGGAGAAGACAAAUAUGAGAAAUAUUUUCAACAAAGCAGCUCUCUGUUCCAAGAGACUGUAGCCUCUAAAGCAAGAGAGGAUUGUUCUAGGCAGCAGUUGCAGGAGCUGCGUCUGAAGCAGGAACAGAAAGAACGAAAGCAUAAAGGAAAGCAGAAGGAUCUACAAGGAGAAUCUGCAGGAGAAAGAGCCAAAUCGCGCGGAGUGCAAACGUACAACAUGCACACAAAACCACGCUCUGAACAAGAAUCCAUGCCCCUUCCGACUUCAACAGGAGGGACAUCCUUGUAUCUGGAUUUGUCAAAAGAAGAGGAAGCAGAGGAGGUGGAACGUGUUAAUGCACUUCUCCAGCGAAAAAACUUGCUCCGGGACUUGGGUGUGGUUGAUCAGGUGUAUGAGUUGCUACACAGUAUCCAUUCGCAGCCUGGUCCCAACAAGGUCUUACAUAAACAAGUGAAUGUCUCUUUACCCAAAACACAUGAAAGUAUCAGUCAGUUGGGUUCUCUGACAGAGCUUUGGAGGCAUAAAUUACCUUGUACUGUGAGACAGCGGAUAGUUCCUCCAGGAGACAAGCCAUGCCAGCAGUAUUUGCACUCUCGCCUCAUGCAGCAUUGCACACCGCUGACUAUACUUGAUUGGAGGCCUCCCAGGCCAGUACUUAGUGAGCCAACCAGUUUCCAGCAUAUCGACCUGGAAACAAAAGCAUCUGAUGUUGAGUGGCAAGAGUUUCCAGAUCACAGGAGAGCUGCUAGUGCACACCGGGUAGCCCAGACAAUUACUAGCCCUGUUGCCAGACAGGGAAGUAUUAGAUCAUGCUUUGUGGAAUCCAGGAACCAGGCUCCAAUAAUGACUAUGCAACAGCUGGGAUCAAGACAACUGUGUUGUUCUCCCAUGUCCUCUGACCAUAAAGCCUUGCAGAAUUUGUUCGUCGUCUCCACUUCAGCCCCUCUUGUCCCACGUCCAGGUCACAGUUACACUUUCCACAAAGGCCACUUCAAAAACUUUCAGCAAGGAAGAAGAUGAUAUACAAGUCUCGUGUUCUUGUUUUUGGAGAAUGAGAUAAACUGGUUUGAAGGUGACCUGUUUUUUUUAUUUGUUUCUUUUUCUUAAAAUAUUAUAUAUUUUUUAAUAACAUAUAAAUCAGUUAUAACUGAGCCAUCAUAUAUUCUGAGCCAGAAAGCAAAGAAACCUUUAUUUAAUUGCAGUAUUUUUCAAGUGGAACUGUGGGGCAAUAAUUCUCUGUUUAUUUUUUGUCCUAAAAGUACAAGUCAACUAGAAGUCUAGAAGUCUUAGCAGUGACACUCUGUGUAUUCAAAUAUCAUUACAGUUCUUUGGAGUGAUGCUACAUACCUGUUUUGUGAUUUCCUGGAACCUUUGAUUUAAUGGAACUUUUGCCAUUUUUUUUUCUGGUGGCACUAAUAUAACCGCACCCUAGAUAUCACCAAUAUGUCAUGGGAUCUUUGAGUUGUGGCAGUAAUAACAAUUAAAGUUUAAGAUAUGGUCCAAAUUAUUCCUUAGGGAAUCAAAAAAUUUGGGAUUGCCCUACAGUUUACACAAAAUAAGUAAACAAUAGACAAUCAAUUAAAAAAAAUCAUUAAAUUAUUUCCAUGUAUGUAUUGUAUUUUCCCACUUAUAAAAUCCAGAAAAGCUUUAGGAAAAAUGUAAAUAAAUAUUGAUUAUGUCAACUCAACCUUUAAUUUUUAGCCAAAUUAGAUGGCCAAAUGCACAAUUACUCCA
Messenger RNA from Tachysurus vachellii, 3116 nucleotides. RefSeq names its product tubulin tyrosine ligase-like family, member 6 (gene ttll6). The record is from RefSeq and is a predicted model, not a curated record. Gene Ontology annotation, molecular function: tubulin-glutamic acid ligase activity; tubulin binding. Gene Ontology annotation, cellular component: cilium. Gene Ontology annotation, biological process: protein polyglutamylation; microtubule cytoskeleton organization. Lineage: Eukaryota; Metazoa; Chordata; Actinopteri; Siluriformes; Bagridae. Bases 111 to 2402 code for a protein of 763 amino acids. The transcript is spliced from 14 exons.